Messenger RNA from Ochotona princeps (American pika), 1259 nucleotides. It is a transcript of the gene CAPZB, whose product is annotated as capping actin protein of muscle Z-line subunit beta. Gene Ontology annotation, molecular function: actin filament binding. The transcript has 10 exons. Gene Ontology annotation, cellular component: F-actin capping protein complex; cytoplasm. Lineage: Eukaryota; Metazoa; Chordata; Mammalia; Lagomorpha; Ochotonidae. The record is from RefSeq and is a predicted model, not a curated record. Bases 74 to 994 code for a protein of 306 amino acids. Gene Ontology annotation, biological process: barbed-end actin filament capping; actin cytoskeleton organization; negative regulation of filopodium assembly.
GAGGCCCUUGUGAGGCCCUCCGCAGCCCUGGGGGGCGCCGCCCGGCCCCAGGCCCACACAUGGCCUGGGCACCAUGCAUCCCAGCAGGCGCAGCCUCCCGUUCCCCCUGAAUUGUCAGCUUGUGAGGGUUGGAACCGCCGACUAUGGAGGGCUGUCCGAUCAGAGUGACCAGCAGCUGGACUGUGCCUUGGACCUAAUGAGGCGCCUGCCUCCGCAACAGAUUGAGAAGAACCUCAGCGACCUCAUCGACCUGGUCCCCAGUCUGUGUGAAGACCUCCUGUCUUCUGUUGAUCAACCCCUGAAAAUUGCCAGAGACAAGGUGGUAGGGAAGGAUUACCUCCUGUGCGACUACAACAGAGAUGGGGACUCAUACAGGUCACCGUGGAGCAACAAGUACGACCCUCCUUUGGAAGAUGGGGCCAUGCCGUCUGCUCGGCUGAGGAAGCUGGAGGUGGAGGCCAACAAUGCCUUUGACCAGUACCGAGACCUGUACUUUGAAGGCGGUGUCUCGUCUGUCUACCUCUGGGAUCUGGAUCACGGCUUUGCCGGAGUGAUCCUCAUAAAGAAGGCUGGAGACGGAUCCAAGAAGAUCAAAGGCUGCUGGGAUUCCAUCCAUGUGGUGGAAGUGCAGGAGAAAUCCAGUGGUCGCACGGCCCACUACAAGUUAACCUCCACGGUGAUGCUGUGGCUGCAGACCAACAAAUCCGGCUCGGGUACCAUGAACCUCGGGGGCAGCCUGACGAGACAGAUGGAGAAGGAUGAGACCGUGAGCGACUGCUCCCCACACAUAGCCAAUAUUGGGCGCCUGGUGGAGGACAUGGAGAAUAAAAUCCGGAGUACGCUGAAUGAGAUCUACUUUGGAAAAACAAAGGACAUUGUCAACGGGCUGAGAUCUAUUGAUGCUAUCCCUGACAACCAAAAGUUUAAGCAGUUGCAGAGGGAGCUUUCCCAAGUGCUGACCCAGCGCCAGAUCUACAUCCAGCCUGAUAAUUGAGCCGAUCCAGGUCUGUGCAGACCUUUGCAGACAAAUCAAAACAAGAAGCGCUUAAGAACGACCUGGUGGAGGCUUUGAAGAGGAAGCAGCAGAGUUAAAGCCUGCUCCGCUAACCGGACAUGCCGCGCACUCUUUAGGUUCCUUUCCUAGAAAACUUGUUUCUGCUCCCUGUCCCAGUCCCUCCCUCCCCGAAGGUCCCGCCCCACCUCGCACCAUCAACAGCACAGCGCCAUCUCCCCGAGAAUAAAGCCCAGUAAGCGCCCUG